CGAGGGGCGCUGAGGGGGCAGCAGCGGCCGCUCCGCCCCGGGGUGGGGGACGCAGGGGCCGUCCUGUGGCAGACCCGUCCUCGGCAGAGCCGAGCCGACAGGCCGGGUUCGCCCCCCGCUCCGUUUUCGGCGGUUCGGCAGCGGACGCCUCGCCCGCCGCCCCUCACGGGCACCGGUGGGCGGCUGCGGGGGCGCCCCCUUCCCGCCUCUCCCGCUCCCUCCCGCCUCUCCCGCUUUCCCUCCUCCCGCUCCCCCCGCCCCCUCCCCCGGCAGCUCCCCGCUCGCUCGCUCCCUCCCGCCGCUCCCCGCUGCGCAGAGCGCCGCGCCGGCUCGGGCAUGGAGAGCCAGCGCUGCUUCGCCAACCGCUUCGAUGACUACCCGGGCAGCCCGGCGGCGGCGCCGGACAGGGACGCGACGGUGCCGCUGGUGACGGCCACCAUCGAGCGGAUCCUGCGGGAGCUGCCGCCCCUGGGCGGCCCCCGCGGCUGCCAGGGCGGGCUGUACGGCGGCGUGGCCGGCGUGGCCUACAUGCUGUACCACGUCGCGCAGUGCCCGCUGUUCGCGCCGUCGCGGGAGGCCUACCUGCGGGCCGCCCGCCGCGUCGUGGACGCCUGCCUGCGCUACCAGGAGGGCGGCGGCGAGGCCGACGCGGACACCCGCGCCGCCUUCUUGCUGGGCGGCGCAGGGGUGUACGCGGUGGCGGCGCUGGUCUAUCGCGCCCUGGGGCUGCCCGACUUCGCCCGGCCGCUGGGCAAGUUCCGCGAGCUGAGCGAGGUCUGCGCCCCGCUCUCCUUCCUCGAGUGCGGCUCCGACGAGCUCUUCGUCGGCCGCGCCGGAUACCUGUGCGCCGCCCUUGUGCUGAAGCAGCGGCUGGGCAUGGAGGUGCUGACCCCAGCACAAAUAAAAUCUAUUUGCCUGGCCAUACUAGAAUCAGGAAAGCAGUACGCAGUGAAGAAGAGGAAACCAUUCCCGCUCAUGUAUUCCUACUAUGGAACGGAGUAUCUUGGUGCAGCACAUGGGCUUUCAUCCAUCCUUCAGAUGUUGCUUUCUUAUUAUGAGUACCUGCAGCCAGCAGAUCAGGAGCUUGUGUGGCAGAGCGUUGAUUUUCUUAUGGACCAAGAACAGAACAGCAACUGGCCUCCUGAGCUGGGAGAGACCAUCGAGCGGGAGAACGAGCUUGUGCACUGGUGCCAUGGAGCUCCAGGCAUUGCGUAUCUGUUUGCCAAAGCUUACCUGGUUUCCAAGAAGCCUCAAUAUCUGGACACUUGUAUCCGCUGCGGAGAGCUGACUUGGCAGAAAGGCCUGUUGAAGAAGGGACCUGGAAUAUGCCAUGGAGUGGCUGGUAGCGCUUAUGUGUUCCUGCUGCUGUACAGGCUCACUGGAAACUCAAAAUACAUUUACAGGGCACAAAGGUUUGCAGAGUUCUUAUUUACAGAAGAAUUUAAGGCUGGUUCCCGGGCGUUAGAAAGUGUAUAUAGUCUGUAUGAAGGCUUCUCAGGAACUGUGUGUUUCCUGACUGACUUGCUGCAACCCAACCAAGCCGAGUUUCCUCUCUUCAGUGUCUUUGUCUAGAGAGUAACAUUCUCCAGGGCACCUGCGGUUUCACUUAUUUGUCAAGAGAGGGUAUUUACAAAACAAGUCAGAGGUACCAGUAACGCUAGCCUUAAUGUAGCUGGGAGUUGGGUGAAAAAGAAAAUACACUGGGGCUUUGGGAGGGAAGUGUGCGCUCCAAAAAAGUGGGUCAGUGAAAAAAAAAAAGGGGGGGGAAAGUGAUUGAAUCUGAUGUGUUAGAUAUUUAGCUGUAAUAAGAAGCAAAAUCUAAUUAUUCAAGUGAGACAGAAAGGGGCAUUAUCAAACUUUUAAUUUGGUGGUUACACAGGAAAAAAAAUUGGCAAGCUAGAAUUACAGGGACAUGCAAAGAAGCGGUGAUGCAUCCAGUAGGUUUUAAAAAGAGACCUGCAAAAACAAGUCUUCAUGCAGCGAUGCACUUACCGGGGAGGAUGUUGUAGACAUGUCACUACACUGCACAAAGGCAAAAUCUGGGAUUUUUUACCUACACCACAUUUACUAGUUCUAGUAAUAUGUAUUAGAAAUACCUGUAUCUUGGAGCUCUUUCAUCUUCAUAUGCAUAUAAAGACAGUUACGUAGAUAGCUAUAUAUUCAGCCUUCAGUGUCACUGUUUAUUUCAGCUACUGGGGUUUCAUGUGUAUAAAUGAGAACUGAAUUUAACUCUUCUUUUCAGAGUUCAGUCUGUGGCGAGGAGCUGGUCUCCUUACUGAUUCACUGUAACGAUGUCACUUGUUGUCAAUACCUUCCCUGUCACAGGGAUGGUGAGUGGAGCCAUGGAGAAGACUUGGAUCGAAAAGUUCUAUAGUGAAGACAGAGCAGGCAGAUGCUUUCUUUACAGUACAGCGUCGCUAGAUAAGUAUUGUUCAGUGAUGCAAAAGCUUCAUUUAAAAAUAAUUACUUAUAGCAGCAUUUCUGAACAAUAACAUACGGAUUUCAAAGAAUGGAAAAUCUGUUUUCCUUGAUGAAUUGUUCGGUACAAACCCUGCAAACUGAAUGCAAACAUCGGAUGGCAUACUGAUCUUAAGAAAAAAAUAAUAACAAAAUUCAAAAUUGCUUCUUUUCCUAGUUAACAAAAUAAUGUAUACGCCCAAAUGAUUUGUAGCUAGAGAAAUAAAUGGGUUGCUUAACACUAGUUGCACUAGCACUUAACAUUGCAAUUAUAUGCUGAUUUAUAUGUAUUAUAUAUAUAUGAUAUGGUACUUGAAAGCUAAAGAAAAUGUUAACAUAGAUUUGUACUAAAAAAACCUAUACAAACAAUAUAUGUAUUUAAAAUAUAUUUACUAUUUAUUUAUUUUUAUUUAUAGGGGAAUAAUGUAACGCAAUUACCUUUAAAGACAGAUUGGGAAGACCAGUAUGUCAAAAAUUGCAGUUAGGGUGAAAAAGCUGCCCUACAUGCACUGCCAAACAAUGCAGUCUCUCUUCCUGCAUUCUCAGCUGGAGGAGAUUACAAUUUCUUUGGUUUUUUUUAAUGCCUAAUGGAUUAAAGUUCCCAUUUAAUUUUAGUGGGCCUUGAUCAGGCUAUGAAUUGGAGCCAGGUCUUAAAAUCCUUCUGCAUUUUAUUAUAAUAUAGUAAUCCCAUUCUUACUCCUGCCACUGUUAUUUUAAUGAGAUGGCUUGCAUUAUUAUGAGCUGCAGGUUAGAAUUUCUGCUAUUUUGUCUUGCACUGUGCAGCUCUAAUUAAUUACUUAAUCACAGAAGUAACCAUAUUUCAUUGGUGAAUAAAGCAAUGCAGUUCUGGUGAAUAGGAAUGUUAAAAUUCAAUAUACAGUUGUUUGUUACGAGUUCAUUAUUUGUGAUGUAAAAGCUCUUUUAAGAAAGCCAUUAAUUAAACUUCAUUACUCUGAGCAGUGAGAUGUGUACGCAUCGGAGGAUGUAUUUCACAGGGAGGUAGACAUGUGAGACUAAAUCAAAAAGUCAGUGGAGAUGUGCAUGGGCUCUGCUCAGCCAUGUUUCAGUAACUGUGCUCUGUCUUAUUGUAAGACAGAGAAACAGGUUUUGCCAUGAUCUGAACUCAAGCUGUUGCAAUCCUACAUUUAUUGCCAAUCCUUUUAUUUGGAGGUGCAAACGUAAAACAGAAAGGCCUAGUGUUUUGAUAACUACACAGUCAAAAAAACCCAAACAGCUCCAAAGUUAAGCCUUAAGAGAAUCUACGUGUAUCAGCAUAGUAAUCACAACCUUUAGAUUUUGUCCCCAGUGCCUGCUUUUUAAUUAUCACUUGGCCAAAAUAUUUCCAGUUAGUAAUUUCUCAGGAGACGCUUGAAGAACAACAUCUUUGCCAAAACCUCAAUAAAUCUAGAGCACAAUAAAUCAAUACAAUAACUUAGAUCCUAGCCAAGUCAUGAAUGCUGAUAUUGUAACAUAUACCACAUAUAUGUUAAAAUUUACCAUAAGAGAUGUAAAUUAAAUCACUCCAUUUCAUUAUGCUUAACUGCUAGCAACAGUGUUUGCAUUUAUCUUUUUAAUAUAACUUUUUGCAAAUGGCAGGAAAUAUGCAUUAAGGACUCAGUGUCAGGUUUUUGGUGGUUUCCCCUUAAGUAUCUCUUUGUAAGAAUUAAAUCCUUCCGAUUUACAUUCAAAGGAGACUCUGUUCCUCUGUGUUGCAUUCAACAACACCCACAAAACAAUCUUAUGUCUUUGCAACCCUUCUCCAUAUCUGAAGCCGUGUGUUUGGCUUCAUUUGAUAUUAAUCCUGUGAGAGCUAGCCCGUUCAACAGUGAGAAAACCCACACAGACACCCAGUUUUCAAAAUCUAGGUCCCAAAUAUCUCUCUGCAAGUUAAGCAAGUUUGGGGCAGUAGACAAAUUUUGUUCCCUGAUGCUUAAGAUCAGUAACAGCAACGUAAAUGUGUAGUCUUCUGGGAUAUGUCUUGUACAAUCUGGAACAUAAUUAUUCAUCUGUUUCAUCAGACAUGGCAGUUUGAACUCAUUUUUAGAGCUUCGUGGCUUUUCUCUCCUGACCUAGCCAGGUUAAGGUGGCUACUAGAGGUGCUGUAGUCACAGCUUCUGAACACGGUGUAAAUAUAUCCCGGGGCUCCUCUGAAAAUGUCAGUCAUUAAACGAGCAGGGUUUUUUUUUUUUCAUCCUUCCCUUUAAUUGUCUAUCUGCCUUUUUUUUCUUUGUACUAUAUAUGCUGUUACAUCCAUGCUGUUGCAACCUGUAUUUGUUGCUUUUAAGAUGACAGGAAAGCAGCCUAAGCAGAGCUGUCGGCACUUUUCAGUAUAAUAAAAAAUUAAGGUCCUUUGUGUUCCGUCCUAACUGCUUGGAGAAAAUGAUCAGGUAAACUUUGCUAAGUGAUCUCAGCUGUACACUAUCUCCUCCUGCUCCCGAAUCAGGCCCUGAUAGACUGAAAAAGUGUGUUCGUCAACAGAUUUCUGCCAUGGUGCUGUGACAAAAGACUGUGUUACCAGCAACUUGAGAAUCCUCUUUCAAAGUGUGAAACACAAGUUACUACAUCCACUUUGCACAUUAGUUUCGUGUGUGUUUAGUUUCUAAAGUGUAGGCAAUAGGAAUUUAAGUGAUAUAAUCAUAUUUCUGAUUUUGCUGUUAAAGCCAAGAGGAUGCAUUGUGUGGGUAUUGGUGCUUAUUUUUGAUGUACCUGUGUUUGUGUGGUGCUGUUUGUGAGUAAAGCUGUAAUUAUAAUUCAGUUUAAGGAUCUAUAAGCUAUUCAUGACUUUUGGUAUGUCAUCCAUAGACUACUGUCACAGAAUGAUUUGAGGGAAACUAGAUUUGUAAUGUCCAGAUUUAGUGAUCUCACGAUUCAUAGAGCCAGGUGCACAGAGUACAGUUCUAAUAAAUACAUCUUAUUUUUUUUCCUGCUACUCACUCUUCUCAGCAUGACAACGUAAUCUGCUUUGUUUGCAUUAUUGUUUCCUCCAGUUUCCCUGCCUCUUCUUUCCCAACCCAUCAAUAACUUCAGAAGACUGAAGCAGGUCUUUUGUGCUUGAAAAUAAUAUUGAUUCAUUUUGCUUAAGAGGGGUGUUCCACUUAUUUGCAUUACACUAUUUUAAACUCCCAGGUGGUCUCUUCUCACUGGCUCUGCCAUUUCCCACCUGCUAAGGAAAAAGUCAUUAUACUGUUUAACAACUGUCACUGAUGUUUUACAUCAUUAAAUAAAACAAAGACUUUCUAGGGAGCAUGUUCACUUCUCUAGUAUCUCAGUUCUAUUAAGACAAUCAAAACCAAGUGAAGUGGCUAAAGAUCCAAAAAUAACACAUUUGUAUAGUUCUGAGAUAUAUGCACAGACAAAUGCAAAUAAAGUGGUCACCCGUUUCACUAGUCUGUGAAAUUAAGUAAUGCCACUUUGAUGUUCUAAUGAUAAUUACAUGGACAUGUAGAGACUAUUGGAAGAAUACGGAUCAGUUUUAUAAAUACUGUGGAAAAAUACAGUUGUAGGUAUCUGAUGUAUUCAGAAACAUACAAAUGCAAUAUGUGCAAAUGGGAAUUUUCGUAAGCAAUCAAAUUUUUGUACUUGCAGUGUUAUCUGCAUUUACGGUUAUAGCAUCUGCCAACAUACUGCAUGUUUUAUGCAAACAGCGACCUAUUUUAGCAUGUGCAUGCAUCUUGAAAAUAUAUCCUUGUUACUUGGACCUACAAGAUCCAUUGACAGAGUGUCUGAGGCCUGCCAAGUAAAUCUCAGGUGUGGUAAUCUUUUCCUGCAUACCUUGAAUAUUCACUAGCAUGAGUGCAUAUUCUAAUCUGUAGGAAGAUUAGUAUAUCAGGAAUAAGAAUCACCCUGUAGUUUUUAAAGAGUAAUCUUCUGGUGAAGAACUACACCAAUGAGCAAUUGCUGGCCAGCAGCACAGUCUAGAUUGCUCUGAGAAGACAUUUCAGUUUAUUUAUAUAUGUCCUGAACUAAGUAGUAAGCAGCAGAAAGCUAAAUUGAAAAGAAAUAAGAAAAUGACCAAAAAUCACAUGACCGAGGGAACAGCAUCUCUCAAAGCCAUAUGCCAAAAAUGCUCAGGGCUCACGAAACAAUACAGCAAUUUAGGGAUGUUAAUAGGCAUUUUCCAAGAGAACAGCACAGUUUGUUUCAUUGCACAGAUAGUGGUACAGUGUGCACUGCACAGGUUUUAGCUGCCUCAAACAACACUGCUUUGACAUUACAGCAAAGUCAUCAUAUGCUGAGAAAAGGCUGCCUAGGAAGGACUUGCGUGUAGCGUACUCCUAGCAUUUAUCAGAAUAAAAGUGGUAUGCACUAUU
This is a messenger RNA of Columba livia (rock pigeon), 6767 nucleotides long. It is a transcript of the gene LANCL3, whose product is annotated as LanC like family member 3. Gene Ontology annotation, cellular component: plasma membrane. Bases 337 to 1572 code for a protein of 411 amino acids. NCBI's taxonomy places the organism in Eukaryota, Metazoa, Chordata, Aves, Columbiformes, Columbidae. The transcript is spliced from 5 exons. Gene Ontology annotation, biological process: carbohydrate metabolic process; peptide modification. The record is from RefSeq and is a predicted model, not a curated record.